GGGGGUGAAAACGAUGUCGCACGGGACAACCAUGUCACGUUGCAACAAUAGCAAUGUCACCCGGCCCUCUCUGCAGUGACCCUGCACAGCAAAGGAUGCUGGGAAAUAACAAACACUAUUAUCCCGGGGAGGACGACAAGGAUGGGGAGGAUGAGGAAGAGGAAGAGGAGCAGGGACAAGAUAACAACAAGGGGGAUGGUAGAGAGAAGGAGAAUGGAGGGAUGGAGGGGCUCGAGGAGAUUGAGAUGAAGGGAGGCAGACAAUCACGCGAAGGGAAAGGGGAGGGAGGUAAACCCUCAGCCAUUGUAGUUGGAAGGCAGAGAGGGGACCGGACACUGAGGCCAGACAAUCCAGGAAAUAGAGGCAUCCCUUACACGUCCAAUCAGGCCCCUCAUAAGCAGCAGCACCAGCAGCAGUAUCACCCGGCCCCAUCCACUCAGACCCAGAAAAGACGUGCUCACAUGGAGCGCAGUAUGACCACAGUGGCACCCAUAGAGGACACUCGACUGACCAUGAUGGUGUUCCGCAUUGGAAUCCCUGACAUCAAACAGACAAGGUGUCUGCAGUUUGACCCUGACUUCACAGUUUGGAGCGCCAAGCAGGAGGUCAUCUGUUCGCUGAGCGAGCCACUGUGGGACGUCUAUAACUAUGGCCUCUUUCAGCCCGCCGGAGACGGAUGCGAUGCCAUGUUCCUGGAGGAGGAGCGCUGCCUCCGAAACUACCCACAGUCCUUUGAGAAAGGGGUGCCUUACCUGGAGUUUAGGUACAAGACCAGGGUAUACAAACAGACAAACCUGGAUGAAAAACUACUUACAAAAUUGCACACCAAGGUGAGUCUGAAAAAGUUCAUGGACUACAUUGCAAGUGGAUCAAUAGAUAAGAUGUCAAAAGCCCUGGAAAAAGGUCUCGACCCAAACUACCAUGACCCUGACAACGGAGAAUCCCCACUGUCUGUGGCGGUGCAGUCUGGCAUGACAGUGGAGGGGAUCAGGGUGCUCGUUCAGGGUGGGGCCCAUGUGGACUUUAGAACCAGAGAUGGACUGACAGCUGUACACAAGGCUGUCAGGGCACACAAUCACGUUGCACUGCUGGCUCUUCUGUCCCUGGGAGCAUCUCCUAACUACAAGGACCGAUGUAGCCUGACCCCACUGUACCACUCAGUGCUGACAGGUGGUGACACCUCCUGCUGCGAGACCCUACUCUACUACAGGGCCAGACUGGGAGUGAGGGAUGAGAAUGGCUGGGAGGAGUCUCACCAGCUCAGGGAUGAAGAGGAAUUUGGAAUGCAAGAGAUACACAAGGCCUGCCAGAAUGGUUUUGCCCAGCACUUGGAGCACCUUCUGUUCUAUGGGGCAGAUGCCACUUCUCAGAAUGCCUCAGGGAACACCGCACUUCAUAUUUGUGCUCUGUAUAAUAAGGAAAGCUGUGUUCGUGUUCUGCUCUACAGAGGGGCCAGUAAGGAAAUUAAGAACAAGCAUGGACAAACCCCCUUUCAGGUAGCAGUAAUGUCGGGCCAUUUUGAACUUGGGGAAAUCCUCAAAAACCACAGAGAUGCAGAUGUAGUGCCCUUUCUGGAAUCCCCAAAGUAUGCUCCCAAAAGAGGAGAGAGUGCACGCACGCUCCCUCUCCUCAUGGCUCACCCCUACCCCCUCCUGCGUGCUAACAGUGACAACAGCAUGACCCUGCCUGACUCCAUGGCCCUAUCCAACAAGGCUGCUGGAGCCAAUCCCAUCCCUGGAAAGGGUCGCAGGGCCUCUGAGGGUGUGAGGAGCUCCAGCAGUCCCAGGGCCCGUACCCGCUCCCCGUCGCGAGGAGGAGGGCAGAGCGACACGGAGGAGAGGCAUCAAAGCAAACCACAGCGCGGCAGACAGGGUGCGACCUCAGCGGGUAGUGGCGGGUGGUCAGCUGGGGGUCAGAUGAGGCAUAUGUACAGUGCGGUCCCAGGGCGAGUGUACAUGGCCACGAGGGCCUACACUGCCCACGGAGACAAAGAGCUCAGCAUCAGCAAAGGAGACAAAGUCAAAGUGUUGAGUGUUGGAGAGGGGGGGUUCUGGGAGGGCACAGUGAAAGGUCGUACAGGCUGGUUCCCCUCAGAUUGUGUGGAGGAGGUGGGUCCUCCCAGUAAGGACAAUCGAUCAGAGACGCGCAGUGAGAAAGCCAAGAGGAAGCUGUUUCGUAAUGUCACCAUGGGAGCAUAUGAUGGCGUGGAUGGCCCCAGUGACUACAUCAUUAAGGAGAAGACAGUGCUCCUGCAGAAGAAAGACAAUGAGGGCUUUGGCUUUGUGCUUCGGGGAGCCAAAGCCCAGACUCCUAUAGAGGAGUUCACGCCGACCCCAGCAUUCCCCGCGCUGCAGUACCUGGAGUCUGUGGAUGAGGGCGGUGUGGCCUGGAGGGCUGGCCUAAGGAUGGGGGACUUCCUUAUUGAGGUCAAUGGUCACAAUGUCGUGAAGGUGGGCCACAGGCAGGUGGUCAACAUGAUCAGACAAGGUGGCAACACUCUGAUGGUCAAGGUUGUCAUGGUGGCCCGCAACCCGGAGAUGGAGGACACCAACCCCAGGAAGAAAGUCCCCCAGCAGGCUAAGAGGCUGACUCCUCCUGCCAUUGCCCUGCGCUCCAAAUCAAUGACAUUAGAGCUGGAAGACAUGGUGGAGAAAGGUGGGAAAAGGUUGAGUUGUGUAUCAUCAUUGUCAUCAUCAGUGUUAAAGUAUGUACUGGGUUCAUUCAUGUUAUUUUGUGAUAUUACAGCAGUCUCGGUAUACUGUCAUAGCAUAAUAUGAUUACCUUCUUUUCUCUAAUAUGCUGCAGCUGCCUCUCCAUGGAAAAAGAAAGCAGAGUACGAGUCCUCCCAGGUGCCUGAUAAGAAGAGGACAGUCUAUCAAAUGGCACUAAAUAAACUGGAUGAGAUCCUGGCAGCAGCUCAGCACACGAUUGCGUCAGACGGACAGGGGCAGCGGGGUCACGGGGGGAAGAGAGAACGAACCAAGAGCAUCGCCCCCAAUGAGCCAAGUCAUGACCAGUUGGUUGGUGUAAUGCCGCCUGGCUUCAACCAGGGUCAGUAUCCCCCCGGCCAUCCGCAUGGAGUAAUGUUGCGACAGAAAUCUAUUGGUGUGACGGAGGAGGAGAGGCAGUCCCUCCACACCCCGGCAAUGAAACUGGCCCGUAGCCUGUCAGAGGACAUCCCCCCUCCCCCCAACACAUCCGCCCCAGAACCCCCCUUGUCUGCUGGACCCCACACUGCUCGGAGGGGGGAGCAGUCUGCCCCCCAGCCACUGUCCUCCCAGGCCCAGGCCCACUACCAGGCCCUCUCCACCCAACAACAAGCAGCGCAUGAUGCCCAGACAGGUUGGGACAGUCAACAGCACGGCAUGACCACCACCCUCCAGAGAGGAGGAGGACAACACACAGGGGAUCCCACGGAGGGGACGAGGAGAGGAGGGGGAAAAAUGGGGGCAUUGAGGAGGGGCUACAGUAGUGCUACUCCACCUACAAGUGCAGCUCCCACAACUCAACAGCAACCCCAGCAGCAACAGCAGCCCCAGCAACAGCAAGUGGCGGCCCGGGAGAGGAUCGGCGGGGCAAGCAGGGGCGGGGGAGUCAGGAAGGGUGGGAGGGGCCCUCUAGUGAAGCAGCCCACAGUGGAAGGUGGGCUCGGCAGGCACCACAGAGGGGGGCAAGGCCAGGGGGGUAAAAGCUCCGGUGCCAAAGAGAAGAGCUCCAUCCCCAUCCCCACCAUCAUCGUCAAGGCUCCAUCCACCAGCAGUGGCAGUGGCCGCAGCAGCCAGGGCAGCAGCAUGGAUGCCGAGCAACCGCCUCCCGACAUAGACGACCCUACCUCCCCCCCUGCCUCUCCCGACACCUCCACCACCCCCGGCCCGCCUUCCACCGUGGCCCCCUCACCACCCCAGCCCCCUGUCUCCUCCCCCAUGACCCCUUCGACUGUCGCUCCCCAGCUGCCCCCUAACCUGGAGAACCUGGACUUCACCACCCAGUUCGGGGGGGCCUUCGUCGGGGCAGCGCGCCGGGACCGGGAACGUUUCCGUGACAUGAGGAGGAAGAGUGCUUCCUUCUUCCUCUCCUCUGAAGAGGAUGUCCAAGGGGAGGCGGGGGGAGGUGGAGGGGUAUGGACCCAGCCCCUACAGGGGAUGGGGAUCGAUGUCCCCACCCCCCGCCUCCGCCCUUCCAAGUCGAUUGACGAGGGCAUGUUCUCUAGGGACAAUUACAUCCACUACGCCAGCAGUAUGCCCCCUGCCUUUGGGCUACCUGAGUACCACUCCCCUGUGAUGGGCCAGGAUGGCCAGCCCAAGUCCGCUCCCUCCAACUACGGCCCAGGCACUCCAGCCACCACCUUCAUCCACCCUUUGACUGGGAAAGUCCUGGACCCCUCGUCCCCCCUGGGCCUGGCGCUGGCUGCACGAGAGAGGGCCCUCAAGGACGACCGGAGGACCCGACGGGAGGAGCGGCACUUUGGCCGGCAGAUGUCCAGCGUGGGGGUGUUCCCUACAUCUCUCCCGUCUCCCACGCCAUCCCUGUUUUCCACAUCCACCACCACCACCUCACACGCCUCACUGAACCGCCCACAGUCACCCAGGAUAUUGCGCUUGGGAGGGGGAGGAGAGAGAGUGGAGAGGGACCAGGCGGCUGGAGCCAGAGAGGGCCUCAGAGUUCGCUUUUCAGAGGACAGAACCAAUCAGUACCAGACCCAAUAUUACCAACAGAGUCCAAGAGACAGGGAGCCACCUGGCCCACCCAUGCAGCCGCCCGGCCCGCCGCCUCAGCCUGCACCCCGCAGACCCUCGUUCCUGCAGAUGGAGAGCAGUGCAAACGCUAGCUACAUCCCCCAGUACACCCUCACCGCAGCCCCAGCACACCCACAUGAAGGUGGGGGAGAGGGAGGAGUUGGAGGGGGACUGGGGCUCAUGGUUCUUACCCCGCCUGCACCCUCGAUAGAUUUGGACGAUGAGUUUGUCUUUGUUGACCCCCUGCCCCCUCCCUUGCAGUUCGCCAACGGCCAAGGCCAGCGAGAAAUGCAGAGGGGGUACCCUCAACAGCAUCAACACUCAGCUCAACACGUCUCUUCCGCCAUGCCACCCCCACCGCCCCCCCUCCCCUCUCCUAAAGUACCUCCACCAGGAGGCUUCCCCUCCAACGCCCCCCUCCCCUCCCCCCAGGCCGGGGACUCUGCCGCCUCCAGCCUAACAUCCUACGACAGCGAGGUGGCCAACCUCACCCAGUCAGGUCUAUCUCCCUCCCUUCCCUCACCCCAGAUAUUCCCCCCUUCCUCCACCACUACAGCUACCUCCAUUUUACCCGCACCCGCACCCUCACUCCACAGACCCCAGCCCAUGUCGCAUACACACCCCUUCUUCAGUGACCCCACCGUACCAGUUAACCCCGCUAAUAUGGGUGCCCCUGCUCCCCAAAUGACCUCAGCACAGUACCGCGGCCCGGCCACCCUCACUACAACUAUGACCUACGCCACAACAACGACCAUGACCGCUGCCGCCACUGCUACCACAGCCUCUGUGGUGUCGUCAGACUACAACGCGUCUCUGAAAGCCCCCAGAACCGCCAUCAACACUGCAGGCAAGGCAGGAGACCACCACCCCUCCAUGAUGAAGACUGGAGACUGGCAGACAGAGACGGUGGUGGACUCUGGGAUCGAGGAGCUGGACAGCCACAACAGCGGCGACCAGCACCUGGAAAUACUGGGAGUGAGUGAACUGACAGGUGAGAGAGGAGGAGGAGGAGUAGAAGGUGACGGAUGGGGUGGCGAGCACCCAGAUCCUUAUAUGACCUACUCAGACGGGCAAGUGUUUGAAGCACACCCCACCAAACACACGACCAAGCCAACCGUGUAUCCAAAGACGAUGCAGUACAAAGAGGGCGGUAUCAAGGACACAAGAGAAGCGUUGCGUCGACAGGUGAGCACCAACCCGCCCUACCAGAACACCCCACCACACCCCCAGAGACAGGCUAACCCAGAGGAGGAGGCCAGGAGAGGAGAGGGAGGAGCAGCGGACGAGAGGAAACAACGUAGACAGAGUCGACCCAAGAUGGAGGACGGCUUCGGUUCCACCCUGGCUGCUUGUCUGGAGCGGCCCAACACCUUGGAGCCAAGGGGUUCAACCGAGGGGGUCGACCCGGGACAGGGCCUGGAGCGAGGUGAGGCCCAGAGGGACGGGAUGUCUAUUGAGGGGCGCAGGCUGCACUCGCCACUCUCGGGGAUGAAGGCCAGCAUCAUCAACGAGCUGAGCUCCAAGCUUCAGCAGAUGAGCAAUAAGAGCACAGACGACUGGGGUCAGUCUGAGAUGCGAGGUCAGAGUCCCAUUAGUCUGAGGUCACCCACAAUGCACAGAUAUUCUGGGGAUUUCUCCGCCUCGUUUCAGAGCCCCCCCACAGCCCGCUCCACUUCCCCCUUACCCACCUCCUCCCCGCAGCAUCGCCCGCCAAUCCUCACCCCCAAUCUCACCGCCACCCCCUCCGGCUCGCCCUCCCACCAGCCCACACUGGCCCAACUGGACCCGCUCCCCCUCCCCCAGAUACCCACCUCCCCCUCUCACUUCUCUCACCCUCCUCUCUCCCCCACCUACUCACCCUAUCCCACGUCACCCAAACACCGCACUAAGUAUCGUGGAGCCAAGAUUUUUGACUUCCAGUGUACCCCUGGUCCAGAGCUGAGGUCGUCUGUGUCACGCCGGCGCGCCCCCAGCCCCCUCAUAUACUCCACAGACCGCCCCAGCCCCGCCCCUCCCAGACCAUCCUCCCUCCCCAUCCUCCCCAGCACCCAUGUCUACAACACCCCCUUUGAUUUCCCCUCACCCCUCACCCCUUCAUCCCCAAGCCACACCCUAGGAGACUCUUACAACCCCUCCACACCGCCUCUCUUCCCCACAUCCCCACAACCUCCCAGUGCCCUCCUGGUCUCCCGCUCCCUUUCACCCACCCAGUUCCUCUCCGGCGCCUCCUCGCCCUCCAUGCACAUGCCCCCCUCUCCGUCCUGCCUCAGCUAUCCCCACCACACCCCUCCUCCCCCAGCCAAACCCUUUACCAUCAAGCCCCUGUCCUACUGGACUAGGUGGGACGUGGCCGACUGGCUGGCCUACCUAAACCUGGGGGAGCACCGGGAGCGCUUUCUGGACAACGAGAUUGACGGCUCCCACCUGCCCUCCCUCACCAAGGACGACUUCCUGGACCUGGGGGUGACGCGCGUCGGCCACCGCAUGAACAUCGAAAGAGCGCUGAAGACACUGACUGACAGGUGAGGAAGGAGCGGCAUGGACAGAGUCAACGCACAGACAGAGGCUACAUGUCAGCCAAGUGGCGAGUGGAAAUACAGAGAGAGAAAAAGAAGGAAAGGAUGGAGAAGGAAAGACAAGUGCCUCUUUCCUUCCCUGCGAGCCAGAUGAUUCCAUCCCCUUCCCUUUUAGCAUAAAGCCUUUGUUAAUUUGAUACGUUAUUCCAUCUCUCUCUCUCUCUCUCUCUCUCUCUCUCUCUCUCUCUCUCUUUCUCUCUGUCUCUCUCUCU
Oncorhynchus tshawytscha (Chinook salmon) is the source of this 7524-nucleotide messenger RNA. Its product is annotated as SH3 and multiple ankyrin repeat domains protein 1. Gene Ontology annotation, molecular function: ionotropic glutamate receptor binding; synaptic receptor adaptor activity. The record is from RefSeq and is a predicted model, not a curated record. Gene Ontology annotation, cellular component: dendritic spine; postsynaptic membrane; postsynaptic density. NCBI's taxonomy places the organism in Eukaryota, Metazoa, Chordata, Actinopteri, Salmoniformes, Salmonidae.